AUGCCCACAGCGGUCAUCAAGGUCCGCAAUCAGCGAGGAAAGUUUGUCCAAGCACGUACUCUCUUAGAUUCUUGUUCCACUGUUAAUCUUAUUUCUGAAAAUUUUGCAAAUUCAUUAAAUUUGCCUAAGCUUAGUUGUUAUGUAAAGAUUGGAGCAGUUGACAAAUUGAGCACUGUUUCAAAAUAUCACGUUAAAAUCACUUUUCAGUCAGUUUACAAUAAUUCUCAGUUUCAAUUAAAUUGUUUAAUAGUUCCUAAUAUUGCGGGAGUCGUGCCCAAUGACACCUUUCUUCGAAAUCAAUUUAAUAUACCUGGUAACAUUCAUCUGGCAGAUCCUCAAUUUCAUCUUCCGAAGCCAGUAGAUCUUCUGCUGGCGUCCAGUACAACGUUCUCAGUAUUGAACGUUGGUCAAAUAAAGCUACAUCAUCAUGAUUCCACUAUCGGUUUACAAAAAACCUUAUUAGGUUGGGUUGUUGUUGGCGGUACAAAUAACCUCGUUACUUCAACUUCAAGUGUUUGCAACGUCGUCAAACUUGACAAGCUUCUUGAACGGUUCUGGAUUAUCGAAGAUUUCGAUCACGAACCUGUCAAGUCACGAGACGAGGUUGCGUGCGAGGAACAUUAUUCCAAGCACACCUCUCGUGAUCCCAUUUCAGGUCGUUAUGUCGUCCGUUUGCCUUUCCGGGACAACAAAUUUGAUCUAGGAGGGUCUAAACUACAAGCCCUAACUCGUUUCCAUGCCCUUGAAAGGAAAUUUGAAUGUAAACCAUCCUUUAAGGAAGAGUACUCCAAGGUAAUGGAGGAAUACAUCUCUUUGGGUCACAUGGUUCUGUGCAACGAAAUCAGUCUCGAUGGUGAAUACUAUCUUCCUCAUCACGCUGUGAAUAAAGAAUCCAGCGAAACCACCAAGUUACGGGUAGUUUUCGAUGCGUCAGCCAAAACAUCGACUGAUAUUUCGUUAAAUGAUGUGCUGAUGGUUGGUCCUACCAUUCAAAACACUAUCUUCGAACAAAUCCUUCGCUUUCGCAUUCAUCCUUAUGUGAUCACUGGAGACAUUGAGAAAAUGUACCGGCAAAUCUUAGUUCAUCCAGAUGAUCGCAGAUUCCAAAAGGUUUUAUGGUAUCAUCAAGGAAAAAUUCAGUCAUUCAAACUUAAUACUGUCACCUUUGGCAUGGCUUCUGCCCCAUUUCUGGCGAUUCGCACUAUUCAGCAACUCGCUCGGGACGAAGCUCACCAGUUCCCACGUGCAAGUAAACUUCUCUUGAGAGAUUUUCAUGUCGAUGACUUCAUUUCUGGAGCCGACACUCUCGAGGAGAUAGUUGCUAUUCGAGACGAAAUGGUCACUUUGCUUCAACGAGGUGGUUUCAUCAUCAGAAAAUGGGCUUCAAACCACCCAGAUGCAUUAGAUCCCAUCGAACAAAAGAUCUUCGACCUCGACUCGGCAGUUAAAGAACGAACGGUGCAGAAAACUCUGGGAAUCGUUUGGAAUUCUCAGGAAGAUCUGUUCCAGUAUUCUUUGACUCCAGUCGAUCCUCAAACUUCAUCCACCAAAAGAAAACUUCUUUCGGAAAUAUCUAAAAUUUUUGAUCCUCUCGGAUUACUCGGACCCAUAAGCUUAUAUGCCAAAGUCUUAAUUCAAGACUGCUGGAAAGCCAAGCAACCUAUCAAAAUUGAAUUACAUGGUUUUUGUGACGCCUCUCUUCAUGGCUACGGAGCAUGUCUUUUCGUGAAAUCGACUGAUUCGCGGGAGAACACCUUGGUCAGGCUUAUCGCUAGCAAGUCCAGGGUGGCUCCCCUGAGUGGAGUUACGAUUCCGCGAUUAGAAUUAUACGCUACAUCAAUCCUGAAAAGGUUGUACGUAGAAGUCAAAAAACAACUAGACUUCUUAAUUAAUCGAAGUAUUUUAUGGUCGGAUUCGACGAUCGUCCUCUGUUGGCUAAAAAAAGCGCCUCAUCUUUUGAGAACGUUUGAAUCCAACAGAGUCGCCGAUCUUCAAUCUUUAAACAAUCAAGUCGAAUGGAGACAUGUGCAAUCCAAAGACAAUCCUGCAGACGCCCUCUCUCGAGGCCAGCUGCCAUCGGACUUUGCCGAGAACACUUUAUGGGUAUCUGGUCCAAGUUGGUUGGCUUCGGCUGAAUCCAAAUGGCCUUUUCAAAAUCCACCAUCCUCUCAAAAUUUAUCGGGGCUGCAGGAAGAAUCGUGUUUGACUAUAGCUCCUUCGUCUUCUUCUUCUACUGGUGACGACAUUCUUUCACGAUUUUCAUCGUAUGAACGGUUAGUCAGAGUUGUAGCACUCAUAUCUCGUUGGAGACAGCCUUCACGAGAUGUAGAAAAAUCCACUCCAUCACGUUCGGAUUUCAAAAAUCCUUCUGAUCGUACGAGGAAAGAAGUCGAAUGUGUCCGACCCUUGCUCACUUCUGAAAUUAUUAGUUCUGAGAACAAGAUUUUAUCGCUUGUUCAAAAACAAGGUUUUCCAACUGAAUAUCGUCAUCUAUCCGAACUCAUCAAUGGUGUACGGAAAGGUACUCCUUUCGACAAGUUAUGCCCAUUCAUUGGAACUGACAAACUAAUUCGAGUAGGAGGUCGUCUGAACAAAUCUCAGCUCCCAUAUGAUCAGAAACAUCCAAUUUUACUACCUUCUAAUCAUCAUGUGACUCAAUUGAUCAUCCGUUAA
Phymastichus coffea is the source of this 2673-nucleotide messenger RNA. RefSeq lists its product as uncharacterized. The record is from RefSeq and is a predicted model, not a curated record. Bases 1 to 2673 code for a protein of 890 amino acids. Lineage: Eukaryota; Metazoa; Arthropoda; Insecta; Hymenoptera; Eulophidae. The transcript has 2 exons.